Molecule: messenger RNA, 10776 nt
Organism: Thunnus maccoyii (southern bluefin tuna)
Lineage: Eukaryota; Metazoa; Chordata; Actinopteri; Scombriformes; Scombridae
Gene: nid2a
Product: nidogen 2a (osteonidogen)
Exons: 40
Coding region: 4379-9691 (1770 amino acids)
Biological process (GO): cell-matrix adhesion
Cellular component (GO): basement membrane
Molecular function (GO): calcium ion binding
Source: RefSeq, a predicted model, not a curated record
AAAUUGUGAAAAAAUGGCCAUUGUUGGUUUUUUUCCCUAACCAACAGACCAAAAUCCAAAAAUUUUACAUUAAAGAUAAUAUAAAACAGCACACUGGGAAAGUGGAGCAAGCAAAUAUUCAGCAUUUUUCCUUAAUAAAUGACUGAAACAACACUAAUACUAAUUGUUUCAGCACUAACACAGUGUAAUUAUAUUACACGAUAAUCCAGGUAAACAGGACAUAUUCAUGAAGGUUGUUUUAGAAAAACUAGUGUGUUUUUCACAUCCAUGUACAGCAGACAUUUACUUCACUCCCACUGGUCACCUUGUCUAUGUGUGUUUUGUUUAAUAAGGGAAAUCAGAUGCUCACCUUGGCUGUGCAGCACACAGAACGUGCUGACUAAGUGAGGCAGUUUCAAUAGCAUAAAAGAAACAUUCAGUCCCUGAAUCAACGUUUCUCUAAACAAACAACUGUGAAAUGGUCUCCCAUAUGUACAUGGCAUUGUGCUGAUGUCCUGACCUGCAAAUGUUGUCUCCAAAAAUAACGAUUUCUUUUGUGCAACGUGAUACGUUCAUGCAACCCUCUGUGUCUACGUGUGUGACCUGCCUUCUUCUGAAUGUAACACCAAAACAUUCAAAGUAUGUGUUUUGACUCUAUAUCAUGAAAGAUGGGUUUCCUAUGUUACUUUAUGUGUGGAGAUUGCAUGUUGUUCCCCUGGGUUUCCUCCCACAAUCAAAUGGAUUUGAGGCUCAAAUUUCCCAUAGGGCUGAAUGUGAGUGUUUAUCUUUCUACAGUAUCUGCGUUGCCGCCGAUGAAUCAGUAAGAUAUCCGUCAUGUUUCACAGGAACAGACGGAAAGUCUUGUUUCACCAAGUUGUGCUGUGUUGAUUGAUGAUUCUGUGUAGCGAAGAUGACACAGACCACGAAAGCAAAACAUCUGCCCCUUGCAGUUUAUAAAAUAGCUUUCAGAGAUUCCACAGUGCAUUGAAAUGUUAUCCUAAUCGCACAAUUUCACCCCUUUCAAGAACAGAAUAAAUGCCAUACAGGAUCCUAAAACGAGCCGUGAUGUAUGCUGAAAGCCCUGAAAUGUCGACUUGAGUGCUUCAGGGCCAUUAAGGAGGUCUUAAUUGUGACAUACGGCCAUUACGCCAUCGCCUCUCCCUCUCUCAUUCUGUCUUACUCCUACACCAGUCUUUCUUUCUGUCCCCCUCCAGAAUGACCUCCAUGUAUUUUAACGUGACUCAUGCCAUAAACAUCACCUGCACAAACACACAGCAGCGCAUACAGUACAGGUUACAUUCUACGACCUGACUCGUCAAGCGCUGAAUGUUAUUUUUAAUUUUGACAACAGGAAUCUCAUGCACUCCCACUGCCUGUGUCUUUAUCUCUUUUUAUUUUUUGUCUCUCUCCUAGUUCAAUCUAUCCAUUCAUUUCUCCUUCUUUCUCCUUUUACCCUUACUCUAUAUUUGUUUCCUCACACAGCAGGGGCCGCUUUUACCUUGUGCUCUACCCCUGCAGCACCAAAAUACCUUUCCUUCCCUUUGAGUUGUUUUCUUUUUCUUACCUUUCCUUUCCUUUUCUUUCAUUUCCUUCCUUCCCUUUCCUUCUCUUUCUCUCCAUUCCUUUCCUACCAAUAAUACCAGAUGGCAAAUGUUUAGAGAAGCAACUGUUUCCGUGACUUUCAUGCGGUAACUUUCAUGUUAGUCGAAACUCCAUUAUGUAAAUAGUUGCAUUUUGAAGUUUAUUCAUAAGUGUCCCAGACAAUAGUUUUAAACAGAAUCACCUGAUUUAUUGAAUAAAAAAGUCCAUAAGCUAAAAUCUCAGCUUGAAUCCAGAUUUUUGACUGACCACCCCGGAGUCUAGGUGAUCCAAGUGAUGAUUAAGAAUGCAAGAGUAGGCAUCUUAAGUGGUGAUCCUCACUGUUUGUCUGUGCUCUUUAUAUAGAAGCAAUUCAAUUAUUGAUUAAGUGCUUAAUCCACAAAUCCUAUAGUCUGCUCUGCUGGUAAACAGCCUUUGUUAGGGGCCUGGCAUGAGUUAAAGUGCUGACAAGUGCUGUAUGUAUUGUUAGUCUCUCUUUCUGUCCCACACACAAAUCCACACACACGUACAAACACACACACAUACUGUAUACAGAAUCCUGCUGAAAGCCUUCACUUCUGACGUCACACCUUAAAGUAAAAAAAAAAAAAAAAUUGUGUGUGUGUGUGUGUGUGUUCCAGCUAAUGGUCCUCGACUGAAUCAUUGAUGAGUUCAUUGAUUUUGUUGAAUAUCUGAUGUCAUAAAUGAAGCCGGUCAUUCAGCAGCUUGUAAUCACACACCGGCAUAAUCAGAACAUGACCGGAGAGGAAAACAUGAUCUGAUUGUUGUGUUGUAGGUGGUCAUGAUCAAACUCUUCAAAUGACAGAGUGUGAAUUGCGAUCAGCUGUGUAUUUAUAUGUCUAUACCAUGGUUUGUUGAAAGCACAGUAAUCAGUGCUUUCAAGUGUUCAGAUUACAUGAGGAAGUGUGGGUUUUCUAGUUGAACUAAUUAUUGUAAUAUAAGGAAUCAGGCAUGACAUAAUAGACAGCAGACCUAUAAAUAUCUCUUUGAAGAAAAUACAGUUUAGCCUUAACAUACCAAAACCUAUUUUGUUGUGAUGCUCUGUGUGCUUUAUCAUCUUAGCCUUGCCUUUGCCUCCCCCUAUAGGAUCCUCUGGGUAAGUGCAAACAUUGACUAUAGGUGGAUAUGAUUGAUUUAAACUAGAGCACAUAUUCUAGUGCUUUGUUCAGAAAAUUGGCACAAACAUCAUUCCCAAAAACUCAAUUAAAUACACUAAAUUUCUCACUCCUUAAAGUGUCUGUGGUAAGGGACUGUAGAUAAAUUAUUGAAGUGGGAAGGGGGGCUGAGUUUUAUAUUUCUUUUUCUUUUUUCUUUUUUUUUUUAAAGCAAGGCCCUCCUCAGCAUGGUUAUUUUUUUUGGACUUGAACAUAAUAUCCUGGACAGAUCACCAGUCUCUCACAGAAAAAGAAAAAAAAUCCUCUCUGUUUUCUGACUUUCCCUUUCCUCCUAAUAAUUUUCAUACAGUCCCUAAAAAUAGUAUGCCUAAUGAUGUUUGCACUUUGGUGAUAUAUAUUUUUAUCUCAUAUACUGUAGUACUACAAUAACAGGUGUAAAAUAAUUGUUUCUGUAGCCUAAUCAACCUUUGCAGUGAUCUUUACACAGUGUAUAAUGCUUAGAGUAGACUUACUAAGUUCUAUAAUUUAAUGCUCUGUCAGGCCUGUACUGCAGCCGUGUGAGCUUUUUGCCUUUAGUCUUCAGGAAGUGAAACAUGUGCUCAGCUGGAUUCAGGUCAUAUUUUUGACUGAUGUGGCCACCCAAUAAUACUCCACUGUUUCACCCAAAAAAACAAAACAAAACAAAAACUUACAAUUAUACAAAGCAGAGAAAAUCAGCCUAUCCUCACAUUUGAGCAGCUGGAACCAGAGAAUGAUUGGCAUUUUUGCUUGAAACGUGACUGAGAUGAUUAAUAGAUUGCCAAAACACGUGCAGAUUUCUGUUGAUCAACAGAAUCAAUUAACUGACUAAUUGUCUCAGGUCUGAUUUCAAAUCCAAAAUGCAGGCAUACAUUGUGUAUGCUAUAGAAAAUUGAUGCAGCAAUAUGCUGUUACUGCCACUAGGUGGCACACAAGGUUGUAUUUCAGGGUUUCAUUCAUGGCUUUCAAUGAGUGAAUGAUAUACUUAAAUACAAUAUAUAGUGAAAAGUGAAAUAACAUAAAAUAACAAUAAAUAUGUAAUAUGAUAUUGAAAAAAACAAUUUAACAUACAUAAUAAGAAGUGCUAAUAAUAAAUAAAAUAGACUAGAAAAAACUAGACUUAGACUAUUUACUGCAAAUGUUAAACACAUAUUCGACUUAAAUGUGGACACCUUUAGUAAUAAUAACCAAUUAUGCCUAUGGAGUUCACUUCCAUGUUGAUAAAUGUCUUUCAGUGAAAUUCAAACUAUGUAAGAAUUUAAACUGGUUUUCUUAUGUGUGUGUGUGUGUUGGUGGUUGUGUGUGUGUGUUGGUGGCUGUGUGUGUUAGUGUGUAAAAAUUAUACAAUGUGACUUUUUCAUUGUUGUGAAACAGAUAGAGUUACAUCCGGAUUAAAAAUGCUCUAUUUGUCUUUUCUUUAAUUCAAGCCAGAUGUUACCUCAAGCACUGGCCUGCUGUCACUCAACCUGCCUGUGACCAAUCACAGUGGACCUAAACUCCCCCUAAACUCCUCCCUCCCUCUCUCCAGAGUAUCAGAGCCUCAGUGGAGUGGAGAGGAAGAGUGUGUCGGACUUCUCCCUCUUUCUGUUUCUCUCUCUGAGUCCAUCUGUACCUCUCUCCUUCUGGUCUCUCUUACUGCAGAGCUGCUGAAUCACCCCAGCUCUACAAUGGAGAGAGGGGAAAUAUUGGCUGUGUAUCUGCUGUGCUGGUGCUGCAGUGUGUGUGUGGUUACAGCCAUUCAGAGGGCUGAUAUGUUUCCUUAUGGCAAUUUAAGUGGAGAUGCAAGUUUGGAAGUAGGCGACGAUGUAACCUCCCCAGUGCUGUCCCUGCCCAAACCCCUCUACUUCUACAACGACCCUGUCUCACAGCUAUAUGUGGCCACCAACGGUAUCAUAUCAACCCAGGAACUGCUGAUGGAAAAACAAUACGUUGACGAUGGCUUCCCCACAGAUUUCCCCGUGGUGGCCCCGUUCCUGGCUGACAUUGACACCAGCGACGAGAAAGGACAACGAGGACAGAUUUACUACCGGGUGACCGAAAUACCCAGUGUACUCAACAAAGUCGCCCAGGAAGUACAUCGAGGGUUCCCUGAUGCAAAAUUCACACCCACGCAUGCUGUGGUGGCAACAUGGGAGAACGUUGCGGCAUAUGAGGAACGAACCACUGGACGUUCAAACAAGGUCAAUACUUUCCAGGCAGUAAUUGGUUAUGAUGAAACCGACUCCUACGUUCUCUUUCUCUACCCUCAGGAUGGCCUGAACUUCUUUGGGACAAGACCCAAGGAGUCUUAUAAUGUUGAGAUAGAGCUUCCUGCUAGAGUUGGUUUCAGCAGAGGAGAAAUCGUGUAUAUGUUCUUUAACCGAAAACAAGGACCUCACUACAGCGUUACCAGCGAUGAACAGAGUGUUAAAAAUCUCUACCAGGUUGGUAAUACUGGAAUUCCAGGCGUAUGGCUCUUCCACACUGGGAAUCGUUACUCUUUCGACAAUAUUGUUCCCGCAUCCACUGGGGGCCUCCUUGCUACUCCACCUGGAGAAUAUGGCAUCUCCCUGGACACCACCACCCCUGAGUACGAUGAGUAUCCAGACAAUGGCUUUGACCAUGAUAACCAAGAGGAGGAAGAUGAUUAUCCUCUGACAGGUGGGGACCCUGAAUUCCAUCCAGCCCCUGCUGGUAGUGACUUCUCUGAGUCCCCUCAACCAGGAAGCCCUGACACUCCUUCUUCUCCUUCAGAGGAUUCUGCUCGUCAGGUAUCAUACGGCAGUGAAGAUGUACCGCUGACCUCUGAACCCAGGUACAGUUUCGAGCCAGCAGGGAGGCAGUAUGCUCCUCUUAAUCCUCAAGAGAACGUCCCAGCGGGAGGUGCUCAGCAGCCCCAGGAACAGCAACCACAGGUUCCUCUGGAGGUGGUGGAUGUCUACCCCCCUCACAGAAAUGAACCACCUCUCUCCCCCGGAGGUCACGUGGUCAGCGUGGAUGAAGACGACGUUGAUUUCGAAACAGGAGUGAUUCAGUACACGACAGAGAACAAGGAAACAUGUGCCAGAUUCCAGCAGCAGUGCUCCCAGAAUGCAUUUUGCUCUGACUAUGCCACAGGCUUCUGCUGUCACUGCAAGCCUGGCUUUUAUGGAAAUGGACACCACUGUCUACCUGAGGGUGCCCCCCAGCGUGUUAGCGGUAAGAUGAGCGGUACACUGACUGUAGGAUCAACUCCAGUGGACCUGAACAACAUCGAUCUCCACGCCUACAUCGUGGUGGGAGACGGGAGAGCGUACACUGCCAUCAGCGAGGUACCUGAGCCACUGGGCUGGGCUCUGAUGCCGGUCGCACCAAUAGGAGAGCUGUUUGGAUGGCUGUUUGCUCUGGAGCUGCCCAAUAGCCAAGCAGGAUUCAAAAUCACAGGCGCAGAGUUCACUCGUCGUGCAGAGGUGAUCUUUUACCCCAGCAACCAGCGUCUGUCAAUCAUCCAGACGGGCCGUGGCCUCGACGAACACAACCACCUCACCGUGGAUACUGAGGUCAACGGCAACGUGCCUUUCAUACCCCCUGGAGCCGAAGUUACCAUGGAUCCCUUUAAGGAAACCUACCAGUACUACCCAUCCGUUGUCACCUCCACCUCCGUGAGAGAGUUUUCAGUUGUUUCAGCCGAGCGAGGGUCCGAGUCCUUCUCCUUCCAGCUGAAGCAGAACAUCACCUACCGCGACUGUCGGCACGACAACCGCGCCGCCGCCGUGGAGACACUGCAGAUCACCAUGGAGAGAGCAUUUGUGGUGUAUGUUAAAGAGGAGCGGAUCCUGAGAUACGCCAUCACCAACAAGAUCAGCCCAGUCGGAGUCGAGCCAGUAGGGCCGGAGCUGGUGAACCCCUGCUACGCUGGAAACCACGACUGCGACACCACGGCCCAGUGUAUCCCACUGGAGGGCCAGGCCUUCAACUGCCAGUGUGCCACUGGUUAUAGAGGAGAUGGACGCAACUGUUAUGACAUAGAUGAGUGUGCUGAGGGCUUGGGCACAUGUGGUGCUCAUUCUCAGUGCGUGAACCUGCCUGGUAGCCAUCGCUGCCAGUGCCAGAGUGGCUACGAGUUUGGUUUUGAUGGGCGUACCUGUGUUGAUGUAGAUGAGUGCAGCUCCUCUCCAUGUCACAUCAAUGCCAGAUGUAUCAAUGGACUGGGAUCCUUCCAGUGUCAGUGCCAGCUUGGGUUUUAUGGGGAUGGUUUCUACUGCUUCCAACAGGAAGGACAGACAAGUCGACCAAAGAGUCAGUGUGAGCAGCACAGAGACAGUCUGCAAAGUGGAGUAGAGCACGGUGGACGACCAAGUCUUGGAGCCUUCAUCCCACAGUGCGACUCUGACGGACGGUACCGACCGCUGCAGUGCCAUGGCUCCACCGGACAUUGUUGGUGUGUGGACAGGAGGGGGCAGGAGAGAGCAGGAACCAGAACUCCACCUGGUACAGCACCUACAGACUGUGACAGACCAGAGCGUCCUAAAACUCCCUGUGAGCACCACAGAGACAGUAUACAGACUACCAGUCCAGAGGGAUAUCCUAUAAUUGGAGCCUAUGUGCCCCAGUGUGAUGCUAAUGGACAGUACUCACCGUUGCAGUGCCACGGUUCCAUUGGACAUUGUUGGUGUGUAGACAGUAGUGGCCAGGAGAGACCAGGAACCAGGACUCUACCUGGUACAACACCCAAAGACUGUGACAAACCAGAGCAUUUUAAAACUCAAUGUGAGCACCACAGAGACAGCAUACAGACUACCAGUCCAGAGGGACAUCCUGGAGUUGGAGUCUAUGUACCCCAAUGUGAUGCUAGUGGACAGUACACACCACUGCAGUGUCACGGAUCUUCUGGAUAUUGCUGGUGUGUAGACAAGAGUGGGCAGGAAAGAGAGGGAACCAGGACAUUUCCUGGUACACCACCUAAAGACUGUGACAAACCAGAUGAGCGAGAGCGUCCCAAAACUUUCUGUGAGCACCACAGAGACAGUGUACAGACCACCAGUCCAGAGGGACAUCCUAUACCAGGAGUGUUUGUACCUCAGUGUGAUACUAAUGGAGCAUAUAGAUCUCAACAGUGUCAUAGUUCCUCUGGACAUUGUUGGUGUGUGGACAGUAACGGACAAGAGAGACCGGGAACUAGGACACCACCUGGUACAGCACCCAAAGACUGUGACAAACCAGAUGAACCAGAGCGUCCUAAAACUCACUGUGAGCACCACAAAGACAGGGCACAGAGCAGUCCAGAGGCAUAUCCUGGAGCCUUUGUACCUCAGUGUGAUACUAAUGGACAGUACAUACAAUUGCAGUGCCACGGCUCCACUGGACAUUGUUGGUGCGUGGACAAUAGGGGGCAGGAGAGAGCAGGAACCAGGACUCCACCUGGCGCAACACCCACAGACUGUGACAAACCAGAUGUGCGUCCUAAAACUGACUGUGAGCAGCGCAGAGACAGCGUAAGGACCACCAGCCCAGGAGUAUUUGUACCUCAGUGUGAUGCUAAUGGACAGUAUACAUCUCAACAGUGCCAUAGUUCCAGUGGACAUUGUUGGUGUGUUGACAGCAGCGGGCAGGAGAGACCAGGAACCAGGACACCACCUGGUGCACAACCUAAAGACUGUGACAAACCAGAUGAACCUCAGCGUCCUAAAACUCAAUGUGAGCACCACAGAGACAACAUACUGAAUAGCAGUCCAGAUGGAUAUCCUGUAGUUGGAGUCUUUGUACCUCAAUGUGAUGCAGAUGGACAGUACAUGUCUCAACAGUGUCACGGUUCCACUGGACAGUGUUGGUGUGUGGACAGACGCGGUCAGGAGAGAGCAGGAACCAGGACUCCAGCUGGUGUAGCACGUGUAGACUGUGACAGACCAGUCCCUGUGGCUCCGACCCAGCGCCCUGAGAGUGUGUGUGAGCGAUGGAGGGCCAGUUUGAUUGAGCACUACGGUGGGAAACCAGAGCCACAACAAUACGUGCCUCAGUGUGAGCCAGAUGGACAAUUCAGUCCAGUCCAGUGUUACGGGGAGACCACCUACUGUUGGUGUGUGGACCAGGACGGGCGGGAGGUUCCUGGCACCCGAUCACAUGAUGUGGUCAAACCUGCAUGCCUUCCCUCAGUGGCUCCGCCCACUGUACGGCCAUUGCCCCGCCCAGAUGUGACCCCUCCCACAAACACUGACGUCACACUGCUGUACGCUCAGGGACAGAAAAUAGGAGCGCUGCCUCUAAACGGGACCAGACUAGAUGCAAGCCGCUCCAAAACACUACUGACUCUACAUGGUUCCAUAGUCGUUGGUUUAUCAUAUGACUGCAAAGAGAACCAAGUCUAUUGGACAGAUUUGUCUGCAAGGACCAUCAAUAGAGCAUCAAUGGAAUCUGGAGCUGAGCCUGAGAUACUCAUUAACACCAAUCUGGUCAGUCCAGAGGGUUUGGCGGUGGACGUCAAACGCAGGUUGAUGUUCUGGGUCGACUCGAACCCAGACGUGAUCGAAACCGCCAACCUGGACGGCAGCGGGAGGAGGACGCUGUUUGACGCAGACUUGGUCAACCCCCGAGCCAUCAUAGUGGUCUCUUCCACCGGCACUCUGUACUGGACAGACUGGAACCGAGAGGCUCCUAAGAUUGAAAGUUCGUCAGUGGACGGUCAGAACCGCAGAGUGGUGGUGUCUGAUGGGAUCGGUUUGCCAAAUGCUUUAACGUACGACUCUUCUUCUGGACAGAUCUGCUGGGCUGACGCAGGUACAAAGCGUUUAGAGUGUAUAUUCCCGGAUGGUUCAGGUCGAAAAGUGAUCCACGCCACCCUCAACUACCCGUUCAGCAUGGUCUACUACAGGAACCACUUCUAUUACACUGACUGGAGGAGGGAUGGCGUGAUCGCAGUAAGCAAAGACAGCAGUCAGUUCACCGACGAAUACCUGCCUGACCAGCGCUCUCACCUCUACGGCAUCGCCAUAGCAACAUCUCACUGUCUAUCAGGGAGCCACUAACGACGGACUGGCAGCCGCAGGGUCCUUUUGGUGCUAAAAGUUCUGGGGCAACUCCUGAACAGAGGGCAGGACCACCCUAACAAACUUCCUCUCCAGUGUCCCUCAGAAGAAAAGGACACUCACAAGGGAGCAAGAUGACUUCCUGUCGCCAGAACGGCCGGCAGAGCAAAUUUACAUCCCCUCCACCCACCCACCACCCACCCCCAUUAUCUCACCUUAAAGAUAUAACCCCCAAAAUAAAUGUUUUGUAAAUUUGUUUUAUACCUCAUUUUUAGUUUUUUUUCUACUGUAUUUUUGUACGUGAGUUGUUUUUUUUUUUGUUUUUUUGGUUUUCUAUCAAUCGAUUAAAGCUACCGAACAAUGAAAUCAGAUUUUUAAAAUGUAUGUGAGUGUAGGUUUUUCUGUUCUUUAAAGCCAAAGAAGAAUGACACGAAGAGCUUUAAGACGUUGAAACGUUCGAGCCAAAGUCCUGUUGUGAAACUGAGCAUUAGCUUUUCGGUCAGCUGGCCACAGCGGCUUUUAAAUUCUGUGUCACCAGUCUAAUUAUAUAGCGUACAGAAUGGUGUCUGAACAGAAAUAAAUACAGCUUGACUUUUUGGGAAAUACACUUAUUCACUCUCCUGCUGAGAGCUACAUGAGAAGAUUGAUACCACUCUCAUAUGAAAAGUCUGACAGAAUCAAUACUGAAGACAUUCACGUCUGUUCACUGAUCAUUGUUUACUGGAUUAGAAAUAGAAUCUACAGAACAUACUCAGAAACCUGUUGUUGUUCUUACACACUCUAUGAAAUCUAAGUGGAAUAUCACUGCCAUUGUUGCAUGUCUGAAAGUUUUUGUAAUCAGGUUACUGUAAUCAGAUUAUAUGUAAUAAUCUGUCUCCCUCAGCCCUGUGAGCCACAGUCAGACCACAACAACUACAGUCCUGCUACAUUUCUCUGCACUACUAAUCUGGAUUUCACACAUGACGGAAAUGACGUUAUUCUUUUUUUUUUUUUUGCCAAAUACUUUCACUACUACUACUUUUCAAAUCUUUAUCUUUUUAUAAGAUGUGAUAUUUAUAACAAUAAAAAUGUGAUUUGGUACUUGA